Molecule: messenger RNA, 546 nt
Organism: Symbiodinium natans
Lineage: Eukaryota; Dinophyceae; Suessiales; Symbiodiniaceae
Source: the annotation of a GenBank genome assembly
AUGGAAGCAAGAAGCAGCCAAGAGCUUCGGAAGGUGUUGGCCAUCAUACUUCGCGUUGGCAACUACGUAAACCACGGAAGUGGUGGCACCGGUGCUUGUGCUUUCUCCAUUGAGACGCUGGCAACGACAAGAAGCUUCAAGGUUGGCAACAUGUCCAUGCUGCAGUUCCUUUGCGUGACUCUUCGCCGCGCAAAUCCAAACUUUGUCGACGAGCUGUCACAGAGUUUGAGGCAUGUUCCUGCGGCGGCCAGGGAAAAGAGCGUGGAUCUACAGUCAUCUAUCCACGCCUUUCUGCACGAGGUGGAGUUUGCGCAGAAAGAGGUAUCUGCUCAGCCUGCUUCAGAAGGCGCUGCCACUCUCCUGACAAAUCUGUCGUCCGAGACUGCGGACAUUCAAGACGCGUCUGGCAAAGCGUUCAGAGCGUGCAAAGAUUUGCUGCAAUUCUUCUGCACGGCGGAGGAGCCGUACGAGUGUUUCUUCCUACACCUUUCUGACUUCGUUGCGUCCUUCCGCAAAGCCUGGAAGGACGGCCUAGCAGCUAGUUAG